AUGGCACUAGAUAUGCAUGCAACACUCACAGUUUCAUGUGAAAGUUCACAAGAACAAACUGGUCCCACACUUGUUCAUAGUACUGGUGUUAAAAGUUAUCGUGUUCCACCUGAAGUCAUUCGAAUUUUACAAGAAUCAUGUACAAAUGAAAAAUUAAGUGAUCAUGAGAAAGGCGUUCAAUGCACCGAUCCACCUGCACACAUUCUAGAAGUUUUUCGUAAAGAAGGAUUCACCGUAACAAGUCAAACGUCUUCUGGAGGAAGAAAACUUUGGACAAUAACAAAAACAGAAGGAUCAGGAGGUAGCGGUGGUGGAAACCAACCACAUCAACCAGUAAAUCCAACGCCUGGUGGUGAUCAAGGCAACGAGGAAGAAGCAGCUGGUGGAGAGGAAGAGGAAGAGGAAGAAGAAGAAGAAGAAGAAAAAAAAUGA
Didymodactylos carnosus is the source of this 432-nucleotide messenger RNA. NCBI's taxonomy places the organism in Eukaryota, Metazoa, Rotifera, Eurotatoria, Philodinida, Philodinidae. The record is from the annotation of a GenBank genome assembly.